Messenger RNA from Aspergillus ruber CBS 135680, 1707 nucleotides. RefSeq lists its product as uncharacterized. NCBI's taxonomy places the organism in Eukaryota, Fungi, Ascomycota, Eurotiomycetes, Eurotiales, Aspergillaceae. The record is from RefSeq and is a predicted model, not a curated record. The coding region runs from base 1 to 1707 and encodes 568 amino acids. The transcript has 2 exons.
AUGCUCAUUCGACCUUUUUCUCUAUUUAGUCACCCGAUUAACGAUUUAAUCACCAGCGCAAAUGAGCACUGGCGUUCUCUCCUGCAAAAAGAAACCCACACUUUGGCCGCCGCCGCAGACCAGUAUCGCUCCCGUCGUGGACGUCAUCCACCCCCCGGGUUCGCAGAAUGGUUCGAAUUCGCCAAGUCCCACGACUCGAUAGUCGUGGAGGAAUUCUUCGACCAGAUUCACCAUGAUCUAAAUCCGUUCUGGGGUCUUGAGCCCCGCGAAGUGCGCCGACGGGCUAGAGGCUACGAACCGCGCAUCGAGGUUCGCGAUCACAAAGUGAAGCUCGUGGGGGGCGGAGUCUGGACGGACAUAUGGCUCGACUUGGUGAAAACAGUAGAGAAAUACCUUCCGGAUCUUGACAUGCCUAUCAAUCAGAUGGAUGAAUCUCGAAUGGUGAUCCCGUGGGGGGCGAUUAAUUCGUUCAUCGACAAGGAACAAGCCAGUCGCGGACUGACUGAGACAGACAAGACCGUCAGCGAGUAUAUGAGUCUCUCGAACGAAGUGGAUGAGGAACGCUUCGAACCGCGCUUUCUUGGUCCUGCCGAUUCCAGCGUCUGGGAGAUGACUCGCCUCGGCUGCGCCCUCGACAGUCCGUCGCGCGACAGCUUUAUCCCCCACAUCGACUUUGCUAAUCCACCGCCGGAGAUGGACAACUACCUUCGCCUGGGGUACAAGGGCUAUGUGAAGAACUGGACACAAACGAUGGAUCCAUGCAUCCGGCCCGAACUCCAGGCUCUCCAUGGGACCUUCAUCGAGCCCGUGUCCGUGUCAACGACACACGAUGCGUUCCCACUCUUCGGAGGAUCCAAACUCCCGAUGAAUAAUGAAGUUCUCAUUCCACCAGCAAUGUACUGGGCCGACAAUAAGUUGUACUCCGGAGGCGACAACGAACAUGGUGAUGACAAUUGGGACGCGAAAAAGGACUUUUUCCUCUGGCGCGGUUCUGCGACAGGCGGCCGCAGCAAAGAAGAGACCUGGACAGGCUUCCAGCGCCAUCGUUUAAUUUCCAUGUUGAACGGAACCUCCGUGGAGGCUGCUGAGCAAACGCGUCAUUUCGCCAAUUUCCUCCUUCCUGACUACGACUACUACAACCUCGCUACUGGAAAGGAUGGGCACCUCCCCGAAUUGCUCAAAAAUCACACCGACGUCGGUUUCGUCCACCUCCUUUGCUUCCCUGGUGACGGUGACCCGCACUGUCCCUACACAGACCCAUAUUUUGCCGUCACUCCCGGGAUGCCCAUGAAGGAACAAUACGCCUAUAAAUACCUACUUGAUCUCGAUGGUAACUCCUUCAGCGGCCGCUACCGCAGUUUCCUCCGCUCUACCUCUCUACCCAUCAAAAGUGCCAUCUACAAAGAGUGGCAUGACUCCCGCAUUAUCCCCUGGGCGCAUUUUGUCCCCAUCGAUCCCACGUUCAUGGAUAUCUACGGUAUCAUAGAGUACUUCUUCGGGGACGGAAAAGACCGCAAAGGUCACGAUUCCGUGGCACGCAAGAUGGCCUUUGACGGCAAGGCGUGGGCCGAGAGGGUUCUCAGACGCGAAGACAUGCAGAUCUACGUUUAUCGAUUGCUUUUGGAAUAUGCACGAUUAAGCGACGAUCGACGUGAUAUACUUGGAUAUGUUCAAGACCGUUUUGAAGAGGAGUCUGGGUACAGUUGA